Molecule: messenger RNA, 1539 nt
Organism: Alternaria atra
Lineage: Eukaryota; Fungi; Ascomycota; Dothideomycetes; Pleosporales; Pleosporaceae
Exons: 3
Coding region: 1-1539 (512 amino acids)
Biological process (GO): protein N-linked glycosylation; cell wall mannoprotein biosynthetic process
Cellular component (GO): Golgi apparatus; membrane
Molecular function (GO): alpha-1,2-mannosyltransferase activity
Source: RefSeq, a predicted model, not a curated record
AUGGGCUUCAUGGAAGAUAUGACAAGGAGGUUACCGACUUCGAAAGAUAACCUAGACAAGCUGGAUGACUUACCGCGCCGCCACGAAAAGACCUCGUCACGAUCGUCCUUCUUUCGACGUAGGAUACGACUGAAGGGGAGCUCAUCCGUUUCGAUACCUCUGGGCCUGGUGCUUCUGUUUCCAUGUCUCGUUAUAAUAAUAAUCAUAAUUCUUUUUGUGAAGUCGCCGGACUCGCAGGGCAUCAUGAACAUGCCCGCCGGCGGUCCUCCAUCGAUAAGACGGAUAAGCGAAAAGUACGAUAAGCCAUUCGCGGUGGGCUGCCUCGAGCCACAGGUCAACGGACCCCGGGCAAACGCCGCAAUCGUAGUGCUGGCGAGGAACAAGGAGCUAGAAGGAGUGAUACAGUCAGUCAAAUCACUCGAGAGACAUUUCAAUCGGUGGUUCCACUACCCAUACGUCUUUCUCAAUGACGGAGAUUUCAACGAGACGUUCAGAGAGACUGUCUUAAGUCAUGUUAGCGGUUCAGUGGAGUUCGGCAAGAUACCUCCAGAACAAUGGGGCUUCCCCGACUGGGUAGAUCCAGAUGUUGUUAAAGAGGGAAUCGCCAAGCAGGGUGAUAGAGCAAUCAUGUACGGUGGUAUGGAGAGCUACCAUCACAUGUGCCGGUUCUACUCAGGCCAAUUCUACAAGCAUGAGCUACUCGCCAAGUAUGAGUGGUACUGGCGUCUCGAGCCCGAAAUCAAAUUCUUCUGCGAUAUCACAUACGACCCAUUUAUCCACAUGAUUCGAAAUAAGAAGACAUACGGGUUCACCAUUGCGGUGAAGGAACUGCGGGAGACCGUACCCAACAUCUGGAGAUAUGCGUCAGCGUACAAGCGGAAUAACAACCUGACCUCAAAAGGCAUGUGGGAAAUGUUUGUGGAGAAGCCGGACGAGGAGGACGAGAAACGCAAGGCUGAGUCCAAAUCGAAGAAGGCUUUCUUCCCACAGGACAUCAUGGACGCCGAGUUCGGCACAGAGGCCAUGCCAGAAAUCCAUCCCGAGAACAUGGAGGGUGAAUCAUACAACAUGUGCCAUUUCUGGAGCAACUUUGAGAUUGCCAAUCUCAACUGGUUCCGGAGCAAGGAAUACAACGACUUCUUCGAGCUGAUGGACCGCAGCGGCGGCUUCUGGAUGGAGAGGUGGGGAGAUGCGCCUAUCCACUCCCUGGCUGUUGGAGCACUACUUGGCCCUGAGGAUAUUCACUACUUCCGUGAUGUCGGAUAUCGACAUACUACGAUUCAACAUUGCCCUGCCAAUGCGCCUGCACGACAACUCGCCCGAGAGCCAUAUCUAGAGAAGACGACACUCGACGAGAAGGAACGACUGGAAGAAGACAAGUACUGGGCACAAUACGACCCAGUCAAAGAAAACGGCGUCGGCUGUCGCUGCAAAUGCGACACAGACAUUGUUGACGUAGAAGGCAAAGAAGGGUCCUGCUUUGCGGAAUGGGUGGAAGUUGCUGGUGGAUGGGCGUCGCCUGGGCCUAACGGACCAUGA